GGUCAGCUGCGCACGCUCGAGGCGGUCGCACGCAAAUGCCAGACGGAGCUCCCGCGGACUUGGUACCGUACCGAGCUCAUAGACACCUGGGUAACCAGCAGGCUGCAAGGGCUGGCCCAGAAUGAAGCCAACCUCGUCCGCGCCCUUACGCGGCUCAAUCAAAUGGUGCCGCUCGAGCCUUCCAACGGACAAGUCUACGUAGCGGCGCUCCAGGAAGCGAAAUCCUCCUCGUUUGGGCGCGGGCAAUGCUCGGCGACGGCUUCAGCACAGUGUGGCGAUACUAUGAGGAGGAUUACCCCGCGCCUCCCGACGCAGCCAUCCCGCCCGCCGUCGCCGAGCCAGCAGAACAAGUCCCGCCAGAGCCCGCUUCCGGAUCCUCCAGCGUCCGCGUCGCCCGCCCAGCCCCCUCAUUCGCCGCGUCCCCUCCCUUGAAUGACGUCCUGGCAUUGCGCGGAGGUCCCGAGCCGUCGUCAUCCGCGCCUGUCGCCCCUUCCACGCGUGCCGCCCGCCCGCGUCCACGCCCCGCGUACGUGCGCAUUCUCCUCGAGCCCCUGACUCAUUCCCCCAAAACCCGGUUCGCGGAAGUAUGGCGCGCAGACCAGCCGUGUGAGAUGUGUGCGGAAGAGGGCCGCCGGUGCCUCUGGGACGGGUGUGGGCAUAGCUGCAAGCGAUGCCACGUGCUACAUAGUAAUUGCACGCUCGGGUUCCGUAAUGACCCCCCGUCUCCUCACCGGUGCUAUUCCCCGGAUCCCUAUAUUGAUGGGGUGGCCAUUGUAUGGUCCGCAUGCCUCAACUCGUGGAGCGUUACCGGCAGACUUGAAUCCUGCACUGCACGCUUCGACACGCCGACAGACAGAGUCACUGCCUGCACGCUGGCAGAAGCGCACCAUGACUGCACAUGUCUCAGAUGCGCCGACAGGGAAGUGUGCCCGCAUGAUGCUGCCGCCCGUUCGUCUGCGGAAGAGCAAGAGUGGAUGGGUCAAGUAAUCACAGGAAGAACAAGGCCUGUCUUUUGCUAGGACCUGAGUACACCUAUUUCUCGCUUUUCACACUGCAUUGUGGUGAUGGCUACCAUUACAUAUUUUACUCAUCAUGAAUCUCGUCACUUUUGAGCAUGGCGUUGAGCAGUGUAUAGACAUCAACAGUUUGUGCAACGAACUGUAGCUGCGUAGCCACACGCUCCGCAUUCAAUAAUACUAACACAUCGGACUGCACAAAUGGUCUCUCCAGGCUUCUUGUAAUCGAU
Messenger RNA from Laetiporus sulphureus 93-53, 1246 nucleotides. RefSeq lists its product as uncharacterized. The record is from RefSeq and is a predicted model, not a curated record. Bases 246 to 1019 code for a protein of 257 amino acids. The transcript has 3 exons. NCBI's taxonomy places the organism in Eukaryota, Fungi, Basidiomycota, Agaricomycetes, Polyporales, Laetiporaceae.